Molecule: messenger RNA, 1573 nt
Organism: Poeciliopsis prolifica (blackstripe livebearer)
Lineage: Eukaryota; Metazoa; Chordata; Actinopteri; Cyprinodontiformes; Poeciliidae
Product: RNA-binding protein NOB1-like
Biological process (GO): maturation of SSU-rRNA; ribosomal small subunit biogenesis
Cellular component (GO): preribosome, small subunit precursor
Molecular function (GO): RNA endonuclease activity
Source: RefSeq, a predicted model, not a curated record
UCUGCCGCUGCAUCUGCUGGCCAAGAUGGCGCCGACCCUGGUAGAGCAUGUUGUCGCGGACGCUGGAGCGUUUUUAAAACAAGCCCCGCUGCAGGAGUUUGGCCAGAACAUUUACACCCUGCGGGAGGUUGUGGACGAGAUUCGGGACAGAACCACACGGAGGAGUCUGGCCGUCCUGCCGUACCAGCUGACCUUAAGAGAGCCGAACCCGGAGCACAUCAGAACCGUGAUCGAGUUCUCCAAGAAGACAGGCGACUACUCCAGCCUGUCUGCCACCGACAUCAAGGUUCUUGCGCUGACAUACCAGCUGCAGCUGGAGCACGUCGGGUCGCAGAACCUCAAGGCGGAACCGGACCUGAAGGUGACCAUCCAGAGCACACAGCGCCACCCAGAGGCUCCGGUCCACAUCGCGGGCUUUCACUUUCCCUCCAGGAGGACUGUGAACGCCACAAAUGCCAGACACACUGGGUCGGAACCAUCCACUCAGAUGGACCCGGACCAGUUCAACAGCUUCCAGUUCUGGAGGCAGCCGCUACCGAGCCUGGAGGGAGACCUGCUGGACCUGCUGGAUCUGACCGAUGCGGUCCAGCAGCCAGACAUCCCAGUGUCUUCAGGGACAGACGAAGACUUCAGCAGCUUCCGGUUCUGGAGAGACCCGGUUCCCAGCGUGGACCAGGACCUGCUGGCCCUCCUGGUGGAGGAGAAGAGGGCGGAGCCUGGGCUGGCAGAGGACCAAUCACAGGACGACAAUGAUGAUGAUGAUGAUGAUGGCUGGAUCACUCCCAGCAACAUCAGGCAGGUGAAGAUGGAGUCGUCUGAUUGGACGGAGGCGGCUGACGUCAGAGUGGGGUGCCUGACCACCGACUUCGCCAUGCAGAACGUUCUGAUCCAGAUGGGCCUCCAUGUUCUGUCCGUCGGCGGUCUGGUGAUCCGCCGUGCCCGCAGCUACAUCCUGCGGUGCCACGCCUGCUUCAGGACGACCAGCAACAUGAGCAAAGUGUUCUGCCCUCACUGCGGCAACCAGACCCUGAAGAAGCUGGCGGUUACCGUUGGUGACGAUGGCAGCAUCCAGAUGCACUUCUCCAAAAACCCCAAGAUCAUGAACCCCCGAGGAACCAGGUACUCGCUGCCGCUGCCUCGCGGUGGGAAGCACGCCGCCAACCCCCUGGUGGAGGACCAGCGCUUCCCGCAGCAGCGGCUCUCCAGGAAGGCCCGGCAGAAGACGGACGUGUUCGACCCGGACUACGUGGCCGGAGUGUCGCCGUUCUGCCAGAACGACGUCUACAGCCGCGCCGCUAACCUGCAGAUCCGCGACGGGCAGAGUGGCGCCGGCCGCAGGCGGGUCAACCCCAACGCCGCCCACAGGAAGUUCCAUAAGAAGAAGUGAUGGAACCGGGUCCAGCCCGGCUCUGGACUUUGGUUUCAGAUCAUGAAAAAGAAUUUCUCACUCAUGUUUUCAAAACUCUGAACAUCUUGUAGGACUUUUCCAGAACCCGUUUCAUUUCUUGGCUCAGAACCUCCUGCAUAAAUAAAUGCUUCUUUAUUAUUGCUAUUAAAUUUAGUUUGAACGCUU